CCAAGAGAAAAAAAACCCUCCAGAACUACCAAGUUUUUACAGCACAACGGAACGCCAGGUUGAGACAAACUCUUUUCCAAGAGACACCAAACUCAGACCUCUACUCUACUGGAUUUGGGGCUCCUUUUCCGAAUACAGAGGGUUCCACGCGGAUACACUAGCAUCCGGAAACAACAGGAGGUAGCCCAGGGUCGAAGGAUCCGCAGGACAGCAAUGGCGGCUCCGGAGAGGGGCGGGGAUUACAGAGGAUUCAUCCUGCUCUCCAUCCUGCUGGGGACCCAGAGCGAAGCUUGGGCAGGACACAUUCUCUAUUCUGUGCCGGAGGAGACAGACAACGGCUCUUUUGUGGGUAAUGUCGCCAAGGACCUGGGACUGAGCGCUCAGGAGCUGGCGGAGCGCGGAGUCCGCAUCGUCUCCAGAGGUAGGGCGCAGCUUUUCGCUCUGAACCCGCGGAGCGGCAGCCUGGUCACCGCGGGCAGGAUAGACCGGGAGGAGCUCUGCGCUCAGAGCGCGCGCUGUCUGGUGAGUUUUAACAUCCUGGUAGAAAAUAAAAUGAAUCUUUACGCUAUAGAAGUGGAAAUAAUGGAUGUUAAUGACAAUGCUCCUAAGUUCUUGACGGAAGAAAUGAAUGUAAAAAUAAUGGAGAAUACAGCUCCUGGGAUGAGAUUUCCGUUAAAAGAAGCGAGGGAUCCGGAUGUGGGCACGAACUCUCUCCAGAGCUACCAGCUCAAUCCCAAUCGACACUUCUCCCUGGUUGUACAAACUGGAGACGACGGAACUAAAUAUCCGGAGUUAGUGCUGGAGAGGGUGCUGGACCGAGAGGAAGAGGCGAUUCACCACCUCCUCCUCACAGCCUCUGACGGUGGUGACCCACCCUUAUCUGGCACCUCCCUCAUCCAAGUAGCAGUGGUGGACAUAAAUGAUCAUGCACCAAUUUUCUCUUUACCUCAGUACCAAGUAACUGUCCCUGAAAAUGUGCCGGUGGGCACAAUACUGCUCACAGUAAAUGCUAUUGACCUAGACGAGGGACUCAAUGGAGAAGUGACAUACUCUUUUUGGAAAAUGACUCCAAAAAUUCUACAAAUAUUCCAACUGAACUCCCACACGGGAGAAUUAUCAACGUUAGAAGGCCUAGAUUAUGAAGAAUCUAGCUACUAUGAAAUGGAAGUUCAGGCUCAGGACGGUCCUGGUAGUAUGACAAGGGCUAAAGUCCGGAUCACGAUUUUAGAUGUGAAUGACAAUGCCCCAGAACUGACUAUAACAUCGGUAAGCAGCUCAAUCCCUGAAGACACUCCUCCUGGAACAGUAAUUGCUCUUUUCUACUUUCAAGACCGAGAUUCUGGGAAGAAUGGUGAGGUGACCUGCACUAUUUCAGAAAAUCUGCCUUUCAAGUUAGAAAGAUCAAUAGAUAAUUAUUACAGAUUGGUGACAACAAAACAACUAGACCGAGAAAUAUGCUCUGCAUACAAUAUCACACUGAAAACCACAGAUGGUGGAACCCCGCCCUUGUCCACGGAAACUCACAUCUCAGUAAAGGUGGCAGACACUAACGACAACCCACCUUCCUUUCCCCACUCCUCCUACUCUGUCUAUGUCCCUGAGAACAACCCCAGAGGCACCUCCAUCUUCUCUCUGACUGCCCAUGACCCCGACAGCGACGAGAAUGCCCGAGUCACCUACUCCCUGGAUGAAGACACUAUCCAGGGUGCUCCUCUAUCAUCCUAUGUCUCCAUCAACUCUGACACGGGUGUCCUGUAUGCACUGCACUCCUUCGACUAUGAGCAGUUCCGUGACUUGCAGUUGAGAGUGACUGCACAUGACAGCGGGGACCCACAACUCAGCAGCAACGUGUCACUGAGUCUGUUUGUGCUGGACCAAAAUGACAAUGCACCAGAGAUCCUGUACCCCACCAUCCCCACCGACGGCUCCACAGGCGUGGAGCUGGCACCUCGCUCCGCAGAACCUGGCUACCUGGUGACCAAGGUGGUAGCAGUGGACAGAGACUCAGGCCAGAAUGCCUGGCUCUCCUACCGCCUGCUCAAGGCGAGCGAGCCAGGGCUCUUCGUGGUGGGGCUGCACACGGGCGAGGUGCGCACUGCGCGGGCCCUGCUGGACAGAGAUGCACUCAAGCAGAGCCUGGUGGUGGCUGUUCAGGACCACGGCCAGCCCCCUCUCUUGGCCACCGUCACGCUUACUGUGGCCGUGGCCGACAGCAUCCCAGACGUUCUGGCUGACCUGGGCAGCCUGGAGGUCCCACAGGACUCUGAUGCCCCAGCCCUCACUCUGUACCUGGUGGUGGCGGUGGCCACCGUCUCUUGCGUCUUUCUAGCCUUUGUCAUUGUGCUGCUGGUACUCAGGCUUCGGCGCUGGUCCACGUCGCGCCUGCUCCAGGCUUCAGGACGAGGGUUGGAGGGAGUGCCGGCCUCGCACUUUGUGGGUGUGGACAGGGUGCAGGCUUUCCUGCAGACCUACUCCCAUGAGGUAUCCCUCACCUCAGACUCUCGAAAGAGUCACCUGAUCUUCCCACAGCCCAACUAUGCGGACACACUCAUCAGCCAGGAGAGCUGUGAGAAAAAGGAUCCUUUGUUAGCACCCAUAGAUUUUCAAGAAUGUGAGGAUGAAGCCCAAAGUAUUCAGGUGAGUUCAGUCAUUUCAUUUAUGUUUAUAUUCUUGAGGAAUACUAUUUUGUGUAAAUAUUUAUUUUGUGAAGGCAGUGUUUUGAAGAUGUGGUGA
Molossus molossus (Pallas's mastiff bat) is the source of this 2733-nucleotide messenger RNA. RefSeq names its product protocadherin gamma-A7-like. Gene Ontology annotation, biological process: homophilic cell-cell adhesion. The record is from RefSeq and is a predicted model, not a curated record. Gene Ontology annotation, cellular component: plasma membrane. Gene Ontology annotation, molecular function: calcium ion binding. NCBI's taxonomy places the organism in Eukaryota, Metazoa, Chordata, Mammalia, Chiroptera, Molossidae. The transcript has a single exon. The coding region runs from base 214 to 2733 and encodes 839 amino acids.